Molecule: messenger RNA, 2109 nt
Organism: Bipolaris sorokiniana ND90Pr
Lineage: Eukaryota; Fungi; Ascomycota; Dothideomycetes; Pleosporales; Pleosporaceae
Exons: 1
Coding region: 379-2019 (546 amino acids)
Biological process (GO): carotene catabolic process
Molecular function (GO): carotenoid dioxygenase activity
Source: RefSeq, a predicted model, not a curated record
CCCGCAACUAUUUAAGUCUUGCAGCCCACGUUUUGCCUCCUCCAUGAUUCGUCCAGUUUCUCCUUUCCCAUACAUACCUUGACCGCAACAGGUUAGUAGUCAUCUGAAAUGAAAUCUCCUACGCUUCUAGGUUCGCAUGGCCCCUCAUCGAGAUCCAGCGGGCCGGGUAUGCGCAAUGACUAUGUUCUUACAGUCGGGCCUACCCGAAACUUCAGGAUCUCUAAUGCGGGGGUGGGGCGUCUGUAUCCCUCUCCACCACAUCGGCAAAUGUCCCACAGCUUCCACAAAGACUUCUCGUGAGAUGCUUGGGCAACCUUUAAAAAGCAUGUCUAAGCAAGAGAAUGAUGCCCAAACUUCAGAACUCAAUACAUUAGCAAAAUGGCCACCGUGGAUGUUCAACAACCUGUCGUUCCACCGACACCCCCUAACGUCGACUCGGAAGAAACGCCCCAGCGAAAGACCGACGAUAUCUUUCACGGACUCACCUCAAAAUGGCCCGUCGCUCUAGAUCUCGCAGGCGGAGGUGCACCUUGCCGUCUGGAGGGUGAAGUAGGCGAUUUGGUCGUCUUGGGCGAGAUUCCAAAGGAGCUAAACGGCACCUUUUACCGCGUCAUGACGGACCCAUUCGUCCCGCCCCACCCCAACAAUGUUCCUCUUGAUGGAGACGGCCACAUAUCCGCCUUUCAAAUCCACGAUGGAAGAGUGGAUAUGAAGUUGAAGUAUGUUGAGACAGAGCGCUAUCUGAUUGAACGCCGGGCCAACAAGGCCAUGUUUGGCCUUUACCGUAACCCUUAUACGCAUCAUCCAUGUGUGCGGGCCGCAGUCGACUCAACCGCAAAUACAAACCUUGUUCUUUGGGCAGGACACCUGCUAGCACUCAAGGAAGGAGGGCUGCCUUACUCGGUAGAUCCUAAUACCCUCGAGACUGGAGUAUAUGAUCCCUUUGGCCAAGUCAAGUCCAAAACAUUUACCGCACAUCCCAAAGUGGACCCGUAUACGGACGAAUUAGUCGUAUUUGGCUACGAAGCAAAAGGUCUUGCGACAAGAGACAUUGUCGUGUAUACGCUGGACAAGGAGGGAAAGAAGAAGGAUGAGCAAUGGAUCCAGGGUCCUUGGGUUGCUGCCAUCCACGAUUGCGCCAUCACUCCGAACUGGCUGAUUCUCGUGCUGUGGCCUUUUGAAGCCGAUGUCGAACGCAUGAAGCGUGGCGGUCAGCACUGGGCAUGGAACUACGACCGCCCCGCAACUUUCGUCGUCAUACCGCGCAGAAAGAGCACCAAGCUCCCGCCUGGCUGGAAGCAAGGCGAGUGGAGAGUGUAUCCUUGGGAAAACUGUAUGCUCGUGCACACCGCAGGAGCAUGGGAAGGCGAAGACCACAAACUCUACAUCGAAACCUCUCGCGUUCAUGACAACGCCUUUCCCUUCUUCCCCCCCGACGACGGCAGAAUGCCCGAGCCCGACGCAAAAGCCGAUUUUGUGCGUUGGGAACUCGACCUCACCAAGCCAACCGAUACCCGCCUCCCUGAUCCCGAGAUCAUUGUCGAUGUGCCCUGCGAGUUCCCCCGCAUCGACGAACGCUUCAACACCAAGCCUUAUCGAUAUAUCUUCUUGGACGCCUUCAUGCCCUCGCGCUCCGACGGCGGCAAAAACAUUUUCCACGGUCUCAACGCGCUCGCUAUGAAAGACAAACAGACAGGCAGCAUGCGCUUCUUCUACGCAGGCGACGGCUCCUUAGUCCAAGAACCGGCCUUCAUCCCCCGCUCCGACGAUGCGCCCGAGGGCGACGGAUGGAUCGUGACGAUGGUGGAGAGGAGAGAGACGAACAAGAAUGAUAUUGUAGUGAUUGAUACGCGCGAGUUUGAGAGGCCGGUUGCGAUUGUCCAGUUACCGAUCCAUGUUAAGGCGCAGGUGCAUGGGAAUUGGGUUGACGCGGGGAGUUUGAAGGAAAAUAAGAGUUUGGUGAGGGAGCCGAGGGUGGUGAAGGUUAGUGGAAAGGGGGCUUUGGAGCCGAUUGAGUAAGGGGGAGGGGAUGGAUUUGGCUGAUGGUUUUACUUGGCGCUAUUCGCAAGUUGGUAGUUUUUGCAACUUUAGUGGCUGUUGCCUUGGUGU